Molecule: messenger RNA, 2852 nt
Organism: Arvicanthis niloticus (Nile rat)
Lineage: Eukaryota; Metazoa; Chordata; Mammalia; Rodentia; Muridae
Source: RefSeq, a predicted model, not a curated record
GAGCUAACGGGACAGUCGCACAAGCCAAUCGCAGUCGGAGUUUGCAAGCUGAGCCUGGGUGGAGACUUCACCGACUGCAGUCGCAGAUGGACCCUCCACGACCUCCCUGUCUAUCCCGAGCCAGCCGAGAACAAUGUCGGUGCAAGCCCUCUAAGCUUUGCUGUGCCCCGCAAGGGUUCAAGGCGCGUCUUCUGCGCAUCUUGAUGCCUCAUGCUGUUCUUCCUGCAGUCACACCGGUGCAUUUCUGUUUCCUUUGCUUCCUCGUGUAGGUGGAUAUCGGUGCUCUUCUCUGAACGUCCAUUUGAAUAAAGUCAAGGACGAGCUAGGGUCCAUGGAAAAGUUGGUCUCUGCAGAUGAAUGUGGAUAUCGCACAUGACGGUAGAUAGGUGUCAUGCUGAUUCAGCCUGUCUCCUUCUUUCUAAGGCUGUCAGGAAGGAUCUGGGAAGGCUAGCAGUAAUCUAAUCUACACAACCACUGUCCAUUAGUUGUGUAUUCCUAAAGAUGGGUUUAGUCUGAUCCAUGCUUAUUCCCAUUAACAUUUUUUUUUGUGAUAUUACACAUCCCUCAAGUCUUCUGCAGCUACAUGGCAGUUUGAGUGCGCACUUACACACAGACAUUGCUAUCUUGAUAUAACACCUUAUCUGUUAAAAGCACGAGUGAGGUGCUAUAUAAGAUCUGAAUAUUGCAGAAUAAUGUGACAAGGUAUCUGGAGCACAGAGAAAAUGCUACGCCCUAGCUCCACUACAGCACAUCUGUUCCUUCAGUGGCAUUGGAGCCUACUUCUUCAGGAUUCCAGUGUAUACAAAAGACCAGCUGAGACAGCCAACCUUGUGGGACUGAGCAACUACUAGAUUCUUGGACUUCCACUUCACAGAUAGCCAUUGUUGGUUUAGCCUUUGUAAGAACAGGUGGAGAUGGCUAUGGAUAAUUCAUACCAUUUAAAUGAACAAAGUUCGUGGAAUGGAAUCUCAUCUGAGAAGAAAAAGAAUUUUCUUGUAUCAGAAGAUCAUGGACAGAAGAUAUUAAGUGUACUACAGAGUUUUAGAGAACAGAAUGUCUUUUAUGACUUCAAAAUAAUCAUGAAAGAAGAAAUAAUCCCAUGUCAUCGUUGUGUGUUGGCAGCAUGCAGUGACUUUUUCAGGGCUAUGUUUGAAGUAAACAGGAAAGAAAGAGAUGACGGAAGUGUUACCAUUACUAAUUGUCCUCCAAAGCUGUUAAAGGCAUUUCUUGACUAUGCUUACACUGGAAAAAAAACAAGAAAUACAGAUGAUAACGUGGAAUGUUUCUUCCAGUUGUCAUCCUUUCUUCAGGUUUCCCUCCUGUCCAAAGCUUGCAGUGACUUUUAUAAAAGCAUCAGUCUGGUCAAUUGUUUGCAUUUGUUAUCUCUGUCAGACAGCUACGGCUCUGCCCAGCUGUUCAAUCACUCUUUAUAUUUUGUGCAGCACUCAUUUUCAUUUGUUGGCUUAAAUUCCAGAGACUUUUUAGAGAUGAAUUUUGGAGUGCUGCAAACGUGUCUGGAAUCAGAUGAAUUGAAUGUACCGUGAAGAGAAAUGGUCCUGGAGGCUGUCCUUCCCAUGGAUAAAUACAACUUAGAGUCCAGGCACAAGCACCUGCCUCCUUAUUACAAACGUGAGAUUCAAUCAUUAUCUGAGGACACCCUUCAAAACUGUUUUGCUCAAUGAGAGUAUUUACUCAAAAGCACAAACUGUUUUGACACAAUCGUGGAUGCUAGUAAAAUGUGUGCUAAGGCUCCUGGUGGCCUCUUUCUGAUGGCUCGACCAUCCACCCGAAAAUAUAUAUUCCUCCAUAAAACUGAGAGAAUGGACACAAUUACAUACAUUUGCUAUAAUAUUAAAACUGACUCCGGACAAAUAUUGCCACAAUCACAUCUGUUGAUUUGCCAGGAUCUAAGUCCUGUCUAACUAUGGAGGAGAAAAUUUCUUGACAGUGGUUGCAAAGGGAAGUGCUGUAGAAAGAUCCGACUUCAUAUUGCCUGAGUCUUACCAUAUGCCACUGACCAGACGUGGUGCUACUGUCGCAAUAAAAAUGAGUUUUUCUUGGUUUCAACUAUGAAAACCCCGAGACCAUGCAUACAUCAGUCUGGCUUCUUAUCGUUAUUUGUUUAGGUGGAAAAGACUAGAGAUCCAGGACUUAAUAGUCUCUUAGGAUGUUGAUCUUAUAUCCCCUGUCCAGAAUAUUGGACACAGUUAGCCCUUUUACCCAGAGGCAUCUAUUACCCAGAAGCCAGAUGCAUGACAGAGUGUCAUUUAGUCCUUGAUCUGGAGGUAGGAUUGCCCGCUGCUUUCACCCCAUCACUUGAUUGCUUGGUUUAAAUACAUGCUACAACUGAUCAGUGGUCUGAGCUGGGGGGGGAGUAGCAGAAGUUUGGGGCGAAUUUUUUUCAUGCUACUUUAAUUAGCUGUCCCAGUAAAACUGUACCUUUAUAUAUGUGAAUCCUUUCCACCUAUAGGUUACAGCUUUUUGUUCCUGACACUUGUGUGAAGGAGAAGUCUCUUUGUUGAUGUGCAGGCUUUAAUGCAGGUGCAAUGGAAUUGCGACAAAGAUUACAUAUGAGUGGAGAUUAUGCACAUGAGAUCACAGAUGAGGUGCAGGUCUACCACAGUAGUAUGGUCAGAGUGGAGAGUUCACCAACAAGAGCUUUUACCUGAAUUUACUGGUCAGUCAUUCAGUUUCACACAUACAGGGACCCAUGGUUUCUAGACUCAUUUCUAAAGUGAUUUUGCAUGGUGCUCUAAAUUAUGCCUAUAGAAUGGUUAAAAUCUGAUAUCUAGCACAAUAAAUGUUCCUGUCUAGUUAAAGAACGAUUAGAUAAUAUCUGUCAUAAUGUUUCC